UGGGUGUCCCCCUCGCCCAAUCCUGCUCCGUCAUCCUCUGGCGCCGGAAAGGGCAGAACGGUGGAAAAAGGAGGCGUUGCCCUCCAAACAACACAUCAGCUGCAAAUUUAUGCAGAGCAGUGAAAUCUCUGCUGCUGCUGGUGCUGCCGUCCGUCCUGCAGAGAAGAAGAAAGGGAGGCUGCAUCGGACGAAGCGUUGGACGAAGGGCGCGGGGAGGCCGCCGAGUCGCUCGGAGUCGCUCUGCUGCGGGCCGCCGGUGCAGGAGGAGGCUGAGAAACCCGGAGCGGUGAGGUUGGCUGCCAUGGAGACGGAUGGAGAGCAGAACCAGCAGGGAGCCUCCACCAAUGGGAGCUCCGCAUCUGGGGCGAGCUCCCGUCCAUCGCCAAUGAAUUCCAUGUCUCUGUAUGAAAGGCAAGCGGUGCAGGCCUUGCAGGCAUUGCAGAGACAACCUAAUGCAGCUCAGUACUUCCAGCAGCUGAUGCUUCAGCAGCAGAUCAACAGCGCCCAGCUGCAGAAUCUGGCCGCUGUGCAACAAGUAAAGGCUACUUUGGCUGCCAGUCGUCAGUCAAGCCCCUCCAGCAGCAGCUCUUCUCAGACCACCAGCACCACAGCUGCCAGUGUGACAUCUGGGUCUGGUUCUACGGCCAGCAGCCGUCCUUUGGGCACCUCAACAACAUCCACGAUUAGCCAGUCGGUGCUACUGAGUGGGACGGCAGGAGGGCAGGGACAAAUGUAUCUGAGGGUCAACCGCUCCCUCAGGGCCCCUAUUCCCUCUCAGCUAAUCUUCAUGCCAGGCAGCACGGCAACAGCUGCUGUGGCAACUGUUGCCCAGCAGCCACAGACUCAGCAGCAACAGGAAGGGACUCCAGCUUCCUCUUCCAGCAGCCAAUCAGAUAAUGAGCAGGCACAAAAUCUAGCCAUGCGAGGUGUGUCGAGUCCCAAAGGUGUAGGGGUGAAAACUGAAGCCCAGGAGAGGACUGCCUACUCUCUAGUCCAGCCUUCCCACCAGUCAACCCCCCAAUCCCCCGCUAAACCAACCACCCAACCAACUCACAUCAAAAUCCCCUCUUACCCCCAGCCGACUAACCUCAAAGCCCACCCCUCCUCUUCCUCCAGUGCUUCAUCUUCCUCCUCAUCCUCCACCUCCUCCAUCCCUCUCUCCCAGCUCUUGCUUCACGGAACUCGAACCCUGACCACAGGAAGCGCAGCUCCCACAGCAGCACACGCCCUAGUCCUAACAUCCAACGCCACUUCUCAGCCUCAUGGGUACCCGGUUGGCACGGCAACCAUCAAACCGGGGGUUAACGCUCAGACUUUAGUGGUGCAGCCUUUACAGAAGACAUCACUCGGCGCUGAGAAAUCAGGCCACGGGAAUGGACCCAUCCCCAUCCAGCCAAAAACUUUACAGGGGCUCCGCCUGCCUCUCCAGCUGCCUUCUAGGAACCCUCCUCCCAUCCUUCCAGCCCCUCCGCCUGCCAGCAGCUCCGCCCAACCUUCUCAACCUCCACACAUCCCAGUUCAAAUAGUGGGUGCCAGGCAGAGCACACUGGGUAGCACCCAGGCUCUCGCCCUCGCCCGGGGCAGCUGCAAUCAAGAGGGAGCAGCUAUCCUAAGCAGCUCAUCAAGUCUGCUCACUAUGGUGGCAUCUAUCGCUUCCAGGGAGGGUGGGGUCGUUGGCCGAGGGGUGGGGCUUAAGACUCUUCAGUCAUCCCAGGAGGCUCCUCCAUUGGCUCAGGUGUCUCAAGUGCACCCACAGGCCAAUCAAAGCUCUGGACAACGUCAGAAUGGACCUCUGGCUCCCAGCCUCGCCUCCUCUCAGGCCCCCACUGUUUCCUCUCCUCCAUCCAUGCUGUCUCACCCCUCCCUCUCCCUCCCCCUGGUUACUGAAGAGCAGAGAGCAUCAUCAGGUGCCGUGACCACCAAUGGAGACUCAUUGGGAGAUCAGACACCACAGGGGAAGCAGAUGGCCGUCUCCCUGAAAAGGAAAUCUGACUCCAAUCCAGUAAAUGAUGAAAAUGGCCCGUCUCCGCCACGACUCCAGCCCAUUAGAGACCACGUCUCCGCAUCCCCAACCAAUUCCACGGGAGCAGGCUCUGGUUCUCCUCCUCCAGCCUCUUCUUCUCCUGCUCUAGAGCUGUCGGUGUCCCGUGGGGCUUGCAAUCAGGGGGAGAGAGCUCCUCCUCCUCAAGCUGUGGUUAAACCACAAGUUCUCACACACCUCAUUGAGGGCUUCGUCAUCCAGGAAGGGGCAGAGCCUUUCCCGAUGUGUGGGACAGUAAAAGACUCAGCCGGUGAGGAUUUGACCAACGACAGUCCAGACACUAACCAAUCGGAAAUUGUUACCACGGCAACAGUGCUGAAGUGUGAGUACUGCAAAAACUUUGCUCCUGCCAGCCAGUUCAGAGGCACCAAAAGGUUCUGCUCCAUGUCUUGUGCCAAGAGUAUGUAUUGGUUCCCCAGGUACAACGUCAGCUUCAGGCAGCCCUUCUCCGUGCGACAGGGUCACAGCCAGCGUCAAGAUCAGGAUCACACUGCAGAUCGGGAUCAGGGCCACGGCCACAUCUCCAACUCAGACGAGGAGGGAGGGAUCGGCAGGAGGAGGGUUCCCCGCAGGACUAGCUCAGAAAUUGCUAGUGCAAAGAUAGCAGGGAGACCCAUACCUGUGAAGUGCCGUUUAGAGUCCAGCCAUUCAGAGGAGGAGUCCACUGGAGAGGAGGAUGAAGAUGACCCCUUGUCUCUCUCGCCCGCCUCCUCGGCUUCCUGCCACCAGCCGCCCCCGCCUCCGAUCCAAACGGAGAGCUCGGCGCCCAGCUGCUUGUCUGCGAGCCCUGCUCAGUGGAGCGUGGAGGAAGUGUCACAGUUUAUUUCCUCACUACAAGGCUGUGAGGAGUUAGCUUCCCAGUUCCUGUCGCAGGAAAUUGACGGACAGGCUCUGCUCCUGCUGAAGGAGGAGCAUCUCAUGUCCACUAUGAACAUCAAGUUGGGUCCUGCACUCAAGAUCUGCGCUCACAUUAACAAUCUGAAAGACUAAAUUUCCCAUAAAUCCGACCAUGGUUCAGAGUCAAACCCUGGCCAUCUUACCCACAAGUCCACGCUCCGAUGUGGUGACAGACCUGGAAGUGAUUGUAUGAAGAACAGUUCAUUUUCAGAACAGAACUCAAAGCAUCCAGGCCCUCCCAGGGCCACGCCAGAACGUUGGUUGUUGGUUUGUUCAAUCCUGACCUUAAUUCUGGCUCAUUUAUCCAAUGAUAGAAUAAAUGGCCAGCUAUAUUUUUGGUAAAAAUACCAUUGCCCCAAAAAGGCUGUUGCUGCCCAAAUUUGGUACUUGCAGUCCUGAAAAAUGCAUAAAUGAAAGCUUUGAAUGUCUUUUCAAUGUAGAUGUUGCUCGUUUAAAUCUACAUUUCUAAAAUUUCUUUUUUCUUUUUCAUUUUUAUUAUCUACGAAAAGGGCUUCUCCUGUCGUAGACUGAGGCUGUGACAUUCUGACAAGUUUAUUAAGUCUUCUAUUUUUAAGUUAAGGUUAAUCAAACAGUAGUAAAAACUUAAGAUAUAGACAAUAAUAUCUUCUUCAGUGUAUGUACAGGAAGUUUGAAGGAAAUAUUUUGGAUAGAUUUUCCAAAUAUAAAGCUUAAAU
Molecule: messenger RNA, 3633 nt
Organism: Melanotaenia boesemani (Boeseman's rainbowfish)
Lineage: Eukaryota; Metazoa; Chordata; Actinopteri; Atheriniformes; Melanotaeniidae
Product: polyhomeotic-like protein 1
Exons: 15
Coding region: 110-3031 (973 amino acids)
Cellular component (GO): PRC1 complex; nucleus
Molecular function (GO): protein binding; zinc ion binding
Source: RefSeq, a predicted model, not a curated record